AGGACUAAAUUAAAAGUAUAUGUUUUGUAUGAAAAGUGUAAAAUUCCUUGAAUUAAAUGUGUAGUUUUGCUUUCUAUUAGAAUCUGUAUGUGUUUAAUGUUUUUCAUUGCAUUCAAGUGGGUGCAUCCUACAUAUUACCUAUAUAUCACUCCCCCAGUUGUACUCGUACCCACUUGUCGGAUUUUCCUUAUUUGUAUUUGGGGCCAAAAAAGAACACCACCCGGGGGGUAUUCAUUUCCCCAACUGGAAAUAUUCCACUUGUACAUAUAAUAUAUAUAUAUAUAGACCUAUAUGGUUCUAUGGUAUUAAUAAAUUGUUGUAUUUUGUUUACUGUAAACUGAUAAAAUAUAUUGUGGGUACAAUAAAAGAAUUUAUUUUUAAGAUUAUUCACGUUCUAUUUAAAGAGACUAUUUGUUUUCUCUGUCUGUCGCUGUGUGUGUCUAUAUGGAAGCCCCCUCUAUCGAAUUGUGUAUUCCCCCAAAGCGUAGUCCGUCGUAGUCGGACUGACCUUUCCGUAUUUCUCUUGGUUCGUUUUCGGUGACUAAGACGAAUAGAGGAAAUAGUGGAUGUGGUGGCUUUCGUUGCGGAUUUGUUCAGCCAAAAAUUCCACCCAAGGCACCUGAUGGGAAAGGCUGUCCCCGGUGUGGUAUCUAUGUUUAUGCCGCCGAACAGAUGCUGGCCAGAGGAAAGGGAUAUCAUCGGAGGUGCUUCAAGUGCAUACAAUGUAACAAGACUCUCGACUCAACUCUGCACUGUGAUGGUCCCGAUAAGGACAUUUACUGUAGAGGUUGUUAUGCGCAAAAGUUUGGCGCCAGGGGCUAUGGGCACAUUGGUAUUUCGUCCUUGGGACUGAUGUCCGACAUCAAGGAUUCCGAAUGGCAAAGCGAAAUGGCACCAAAAACAGCCGCCAUUAAUGUGGAACAAAUCCAGGCCCCUCUGGGCGAAGGAUGUCCGCGUUGCGGUGGCGUGGUUUUCGCCGCGGAACAGGUUCUCUCCAAGGGCAGACCCUGGCACAGAAAGUGCUUCAAGUGCCGGGACUGUACCAAGACCCUCGACUCCAUCAUCGCGUGCGAUGGCCCGGACAAUGAGGUCCACUGCAAAACGUGCUACGGCAAGAAGUGGGGUCCUCACGGUUACGGCUUCGCCUGCGGGUCCAGUUUCCUGCAAACCGAUGGCGUAUCAUUGGAGGACAUCGCGUCCCAGCGGCCGUUCGUCUGUCCGGAUACCACCUCGAUCAAGGCUCCGGAUGGGGAGGGAUGUCCUCGAUGCGGUGGUGCAGUCUUUGCUGCCGAAUUGCAGCUGUCCAAGGGGAAGAUGUGGCACAGGAAGUGCUUCAACUGUGCCAGGUGCCACCGACCCCUGGACUCUGUCCUGGCCUGUGACGGUCCGGAUGACAAUAUCUACUGCAAGCUCUGCUACGCGAAGCUCUACGGACCAAAAGGAGUCGGAUACGGACACACACCAACCCUGGUGUCCACUAGUUACGAGUAUACUCCCAACUGUUGGGGAGCUAUCGACCGGAACGGCCCCAAGUCGGAGAACGGAUGCCCCAGAUGUGGCUUCAUGGUUUACGCCGCCGAGCAGAUGAAGAGCAAGAGUCACGUCUGGCACAAGCUGUGCUUCUACUGCUCGGAGUGCCGAAAGUACCUGGACUCGACCAACCUGAACGACGGACCCGACGGCAACAUCUACUGCAGAUCCUGCUACGGCAAGUUCUACGGGCCAAAGGGCGUGGGCUAUGGCAUCGGAGCUGGCACCUUGACAAUGGCUUAAAUCUGCGACCAAAAAAGCGUGCUUAAGGACUGAUCCCGAUUUCCAAAAGCUCCAAAUUGUUGAUUGGGUUCCUCAGUCCUUAAGCGCCCACAUUUUUGAGGCUUACGAUAAAGGGUAGUAUUGCACUUCUCCCGGAAAUUCAAAUCUAAAUUUUAGCUCCAAACACGAAGAUUAGAUUGGAAAUGCAGUUAGUGGUGACUGGUAUAAUAGUUGUAUGUGUUUUCGAAAGUAAGAAUCGAAAUAGCAUUCUAAGCUGCGACUGAAACUAUAUGCUUUGAAUGGCGAAAAACGAAACCCCACAACCCAUUCGAACUAUCAUUUAAGGAUAUAUAUGGCACCGAACACUCUAUCUAUAUGUUUCGAACCAAAACGACCAAUAAACGAAAUAUUUGAAACACCA
Molecule: messenger RNA, 2173 nt
Organism: Drosophila bipectinata
Lineage: Eukaryota; Metazoa; Arthropoda; Insecta; Diptera; Drosophilidae
Gene: Mlp60A
Product: Muscle LIM protein at 60A
Biological process (GO): sarcomere organization; muscle tissue development
Cellular component (GO): Z disc; nucleus; cytoplasm
Molecular function (GO): structural constituent of muscle; actinin binding
Source: RefSeq, a predicted model, not a curated record